ACUGCAUCCGUGGCCUCAGCCGUCCUCGCCUCUCUGCCUGGCUCCUCCUCCGACGUUGGCCUCCUCGCCCUCUGAGCUCGCGGCUCCCAGUUCUCCUCGCCGGGUCCCCGCCAUCGUAUCCAGCUGUGGCCCUCAAAGGGCGCGCUCGCUGGCGCUCACCUGACAGGUCCCCGGCCUCAGGACGACAGCCAGCUACAACACGUUCCCUACAUGAGGGACAAAGCCACGCAGACCCCCAGGGCCUGGGCAGAUGAGAGGAGGAGAGGCUCUCACAAACGCUCGGCCUCCUGCGGGAGCACCGACCAACUCAAGGAGAUUGCAAAACUGCGGCAGCAGCUCCAGCGCAGCAAACGCAGCAGCCGCCAUCGGAGGGACAAAGAGCGCAAGUCUCCGUUCAAUGGCAGCCACACCAUCAUUCAGUCACAGACGCAAAUACCCAAAACCAUUUUGAUACCCAUCCCCAUAUCCAAGUCCUCGGCUCCUCGUUUCCGUAACAGCGUGGAGGGCCUGAACCAAGAGAUUGAGCGCAUCAUCAUCCGAGACUCGCCCGAGAAGGAGGAGACCAUCGUGCCACAGGAUGUCCCCGAUGGGCAUCGUGCGCCCCCUCCCCUGCCCCCACAGCGCAGCAGCAGCACCCGCAGCAUCGACACGCAGACUCCGUCGGGGGGCGGCCUGAGCGGUAACCAUAGCAACUGCAGCAGCCGUCCCGACUCCAUUUCGCCCUCCUACCUCACCGUCCUGAACGACGCGGCCGGCAACAGCCCCUACGACGAGAAGGCGCUGAGCCCUUGCUCCCCACUGCCCAAGUACGCCGCCUCUCCGAGGCCCAACAACAGCUACAUGUUCAAGAGGGAGCCUCCAGAGGGCUGCGAGAAGGUCAAGGUGUCCGAUGAGUCCAUGUCUAAAGCUCUGCAGGAGAUCCCCCCCUUCCUGUGUCCCGACCGCAACAAGGUCAACUUCAUCCCCAACAGCGGCUCUGCCUUCUGCCUCGUCAGCAUCCUCAAGCCCUUGCUGCCCGCCCCGGACCUCAGCUUUCGCUCAGCGGUGGGCCUCCGAAGCCUGUCCCCGUCCCUCGUGCCUCUGUCCACCCAGCCCUGCCUCCUGGAGGAGCCCGAGAGCUUCUGACGGCCCCGUUGGCCUUAAAGUCGACGCCCCUCCCUCCCACUUCCCACAAGAAACCCUUCAGUGAAAUCAGAAAACAUUUGAGGAGAAGGAACCCUUCUGCUCCCCAAAACGGCUAAAAGAAUGCCUUCAGCAUGCAGCUACGCUCUCUCUGAUGUCCUUUCUUACAAAAAAUAAAUUAAAAAGUAAAAGCGCUUCCCACUGCCUCCUCCUCCGACAUGAGACUCCCGCAGUUCAUCGCUUUCUUCUACCCUCACUGGUUUUGUUCCCGUUCUCCUGGGAGGAAAAGGGGCGAAAAGACUUUUUGACUUCAUCGUAUUAAACCAUGGCGCCUUUUCCACGGACAUCUCUUUUUCUAUCUGUAGUUCUUUCUCUUGAUAUAAAUUAUGCCUUCCAUUACAAGGGGACAUUAAAAAAAAAAAAAAAAAAAGGUCGCUGGUUUUCUUGGCGACCAAGAGGUCGACCACGGAGGCUAAUUCUUGGUGCUGCCAGAUGUACCGUAGCAUAAUUCGAAGGGUUGUGAAAAGUUCAACAUGUGCCUGACGUUUUAGACCGCUCCUCUCCCCUGGGCCGUCGUAAUGCCGGGGUCACGUUGGGUCUUUGCACUACGACGGCCGCAGAUAAUCACAGAGUCAGCAGAUUGAAAAUACAAGCAGGAUGCAUCUUUAAAAAAAAAAAAACCUUCUUGACCAAAUCUGUUGUGUAUUUUCCUGAGCGUUUCCAAAGCUGCUGCUCGGUGUGCAUCUGUGGGAAACCCAGGCCAGGGCUCUGAUGUUUGCAGUGUGUUCGACCCAUGUCUGCUCACACCCCACCCUUCCCGAGCACCAGCCUUAGCCGACCGCAUCCUUUUGCAAUUCCACCGUCACCCCACAGCCCCUCCUUGUUGAUUUCCUUUCGUCUUGCUCUUUGAAAGUGUCGAUUGGCAGGGUUCUGCUCACGGAGAGGUCCAUUGACCCAAACUUCUAGACCACAGGGUACACGGGGGUCGUGAUAAAUCCUAAAUGUUACUGAGUUCACCACCUGUUGGACUACGUUCACAAUGUAGAUCCAGGGCUUAAUUUGAUCCAGAUCCUGCCGGAACAGGAUCUGACAACUCUU
Molecule: messenger RNA, 2220 nt
Organism: Nematolebias whitei (Rio pearlfish)
Lineage: Eukaryota; Metazoa; Chordata; Actinopteri; Cyprinodontiformes; Rivulidae
Gene: fam117ba
Product: family with sequence similarity 117 member Ba
Source: RefSeq, a predicted model, not a curated record